Messenger RNA from Cryptotermes secundus, 1298 nucleotides. RefSeq lists its product as uncharacterized. The record is from RefSeq and is a predicted model, not a curated record. Lineage: Eukaryota; Metazoa; Arthropoda; Insecta; Blattodea; Kalotermitidae. The coding region runs from base 620 to 1153 and encodes 177 amino acids. The transcript is spliced from 6 exons.
GGAAAAUGGAUGAACCUCUGGUCAUGUUAUAUCGCACAAGUGUCUUAAUUGCAGUGGAAAUAUCACUGCCACACUAUACCAUCCUUUAUGAGGAUACUUGCCUGUCUGUUCGCCUGAGACUGCUUGCUUCUUCCCCAUUGAGCCUGCUUGAUUGCAUACCUGGCUUUGCCAUGCAUGGAACUUGAGUAUUCUUAGCUAGUAUGCAUGUGUCUUUCUUUGGCCUAAGGGAGUAAAAAACACUUACUAUUGCCUUAAAAUGGAAUUUUUCACUUUGUAAUGUAAGAGAAGAAAAUGUGAUAUAGUUGAUUUAAAUUGUAAUGGAAUUUGAUGACUGUAAAAUAUGAUUCCAGCUACAUAUUUGAUUCAAACUGUUGUUUCUCAUAUGUAAGCUAAUAAAAUUUUGUCCUUGUGGUAUCUGGUUGAGUUACAUGAUAUAAUUCAAGAAAGUAGAUGUCAGUUUCUUGUCCCUGAUGCCAUAUUUUGGAGAUGAAGGAAUUGUGGGAAGUUGCUGACUGUGGUGGCCCUGCGUCACUGUUGACAGACGUUAGCGGCAUUGAGACAGUUGUGAUUGAAUGAAAAGACAAUGAAGCUAUGUUUUGGUGUUGAGUGUUGGUGAUAAAUGGUCCACUCCUGGGAAUGUUACAGAGACACAAGUGGUCCUAGUGAUGGUGGAAAUGAUACUUCCAAACCACACCAGCAUUACAAGGCAAAAUCUUCAGGCAGCAGAAAGGAAUGGCAUCGAAACGGGAGAAGAUUUAUGAUGGUGACCCUCCUAAGAAAAGCGAGGCUGAUGCAACUGGAAGAAGCUGAAAAAGAACCCGUUGACUCGCCUGGCAAUAUCAGCAGAUAUGCUGUGGGUCCCAGAGGUGGCGCUGCACAGUGCAUAGGAGCUACGGAAGCAGCAGAGGAAGCUGGUGGCAGAACAGUUUUUGAAUCAAGCAAGAGGAAACGUAGUCACAUUGACAAUUGCUCAGAUACUGAACGAUUUUGGGGCCCACGGGAAGGCCAUGUUGAGAAGAGAGCAGUGAAACCAAGUGAAGGAGAAGUUGCUGAAUUAGAGAUCCUUGCAAGACGACAGGUGAAAAGAAGGCGGAGGAAUGACAAACCUCUGGACAAAAAGUCGGAGUUACACAGCAGAACCUUCUGGCUGUGAAGAUGAUGACAUUCUGAUCAUGCAGGUUGACGAAGAGCUCCUGAAGGAGAUGGAUUUGUUAUUGAAAGAUGUGAUGUUAUGAUUGUCAAGUUGAAUGGAUUUCUGUAAUUUUAUGUUAAUAAAUCUCUAGUUAUAUAAACAGAAA